Molecule: messenger RNA, 2209 nt
Organism: Benincasa hispida (wax gourd)
Lineage: Eukaryota; Viridiplantae; Streptophyta; Magnoliopsida; Cucurbitales; Cucurbitaceae
Gene: PTR5
Product: peptide transporter 5
Biological process (GO): transmembrane transport; oligopeptide transport
Cellular component (GO): membrane
Molecular function (GO): transmembrane transporter activity
Source: RefSeq, a predicted model, not a curated record
ACAACGAGUCAACCCACGUUUGAUUUUACUGUUUUUCGUUUGUUUAUAAGUAAUGUCCAUUGCUUGGCUGUGACGAGAAGGAAGCGGGCUGCUCCUCUGUCCUAGUUUUUCUCGCUCUUUCGUAUUCUUCAACCCAUCGGCCUGAUCUCUCACUGCCCUUUUUCUUCAAGUAGGUGUUAACAUAUCAAGAAGGAACGUUAUAAUGGCAGAAGAUGAUAUAUAUACAAAAGAUGGUACUGUUGAUAUUCAUAAGAAGCCUGCUAUUAAGAAGAAGACUGGAAAUUGGAAGGCAUGUCGUUUCAUUCUUGGGAAUGAAUGCUGUGAAAGAUUGGCAUAUUAUGGGAUGAGUACCAAUCUAGUGAACUAUCUUCAAAUACGUCUCAAUAUGGACAAUGUAGCUGCUUCAAAUAGUGUCACCAGUUGGUCAGGAACUUGCUACCUUACACCAUUGAUUGGAGCUUUCUUGGCUGAUGCUUACUUAGGAAGAUAUUGGACAAUUGCCAGCUUCUCAAUCUUCUAUGUCUUUGGCAUGACAUUGUUGACAAUGGCUGCUUCAAUCCCUGGAUUAAAGCCAUCAUGUGAUAGUACUGGUUGCCAUCCAAGUGGAGGCCAAACCACUGCCACCUUCAUAGCGCUUUAUUUGAUUGCUCUUGGAACUGGGGGAAUCAAGCCCUGUGUUUCGUCUUUCGGGGCUGACCAAUUUGAUGAAAAUGAUGAAGUUGAAAGGAAGAAGAAGAGCUCCUUCUUCAAUUGGUUUUACUUUUCAAUCAAUGUGGGUGCAAUGAUUGCCUCCUCAGUUUUGGUGUGGAUACAAAUGAAUGUAGGCUGGGGAUGGGGCUUUGGAGUUCCUGCAGUAGCCAUGGCUUUUGCCGUCAUGUUUUUCUUUUCUGGUAGCUCGCUGUACCGUCUUCAAAAGCCUGCAGGAAGUCCUCUUACGAGAAUCUUGCAAGUUAUAGUUGCAGCCUGUCGGAAGCACCAGGUACAAGUUCCAGAAGAUAAGUCUCUUCUUCAUGAGACUGCUGAUGAUGUUGAGUCGAAAAUUGAAGGAAGUCGAAAGCUUGAGCACACAAACAAGUUAAAGUUCCUAGAUAAGGCUGCUGUAGAGACCGAAAAUGAUCGGAUCAAGGGCCUACCGAAUGCAUGGAGACUUUGUACAGUGACUCAAGUUGAGGAGCUGAAGAGCAUUGUCCGGUUGUUGCCUGUGUGGGCCUCUGGAAUAGUAUUUUCAGCAGUCUAUAGCCAAAUGAGCACCAUGUUCGUUCUACAAGGCAAUACAAUGGACCCGUACAUCGGACCAAGUUUCAAAAUCCCAUCAGCCUCCCUUUCCAUCUUCGAUACCCUCAGCGUGCUCUUCUGGGCUCCUGUAUACGAUAGACUCAUUGUCCCGAUGGCGAGGAAGUUCACCAACAACGAGCGUGGAUUCACGCAGCUACAACGGAUGGGAAUAGGACUCGUCAUCUCUGUUUUUUCCAUGGUUACGGCAGGUGCUUUGGAAGUUGUCAGGCUCAACUACGUUAGAAAGAACAACCUCUACAAUGCCGAGUACAUUCCCAUGUCGAUAUUCUGGCAAGUUCCACAGUACUUCCUCAUCGGUUGUGCUGAAGUUUUCACUUUUAUCGGACAGUUAGAGUUUUUCUAUGACCAAGCACCCGACGCGAUGAGAAGCAUGAUGGCUGCCCUGUCUCUCACAACUGUUGGAUUGGGAAACUACUUAAGCACAUUGCUUGUUACAAUCGUGACAAAAGUGACGACGAGACACGGGAGGCUCGGGUGGAUUCCUGAUAACUUGAACAUGGGACAUCUUGACUAUUUCUUCUGGCUGUUGGCCAUUCUCAGCGUGGUUAAUUUCUUUGCCUAUCUCUUAGUGGCUAAAUGCUACACUUACAAAAGGGUAACAGGUCAUUUGCAUUGAAAAUCCAUUCUUGAUGGCUGUUACAUUCUCAGUUCUUAGCUUUUAACUACAUUUUAGUUGAAUAAUUGAAGUGGCUAUGUUAAGAAGUGGCUAUGUUAAGAAGUGGUAGAGCAGAUAGAUAUUGUUCUAACUCUUGGUUGUUUUAUCUUUUCCUCACAAAAAUUCUUUUGUUGAAUAGUCAAAAAGUGUGGAUGGAAGAAUAAAAGUUUGACAAACUUAUUAUUGUUGGUGUUUCAAAGGCUCUUUGACUUUGAGGAUUUGUUGGUAAUAUAUGGCUUUGUAUGGCUUUUUGGGUAA